AUGAAUGGAAAACUUUAGAACAAUUAACUAAUUUAUUAGCAUCUUUUGCCAAAGCAACUACUUUACUUGAAGGUAGUACUUAUUCUACAAUAAGCUUUAUGUCUCCAGCAAUUAAAGUAUUUUUACAAAAUUGUAAGCCUAAAUUAAUUGACUAUAACAAUGAUCAAAAUGAAAUUGAAAUCGAAGAUAUAAAUUUUGAUGAUAUUACUACAAUAUUUGAUAAUGAAGAAAUUGUUAUAGAUUAUGAUUAUAAUAAUGAAAUUGAAGUUACUAUUGAUGCUAAACAAAUUAAAGUAAAUCAAAUUAUUGAAAUAGAUAGUCUAGUUUAUAAAGUAAAAAAAGCAUUAUAUACUGCAUUAAAACAUUACUGGAAAUUACUUUUAGUAAGUUCUUUAAUUGUAACAUUCUUAGAUCCUCGAUAUAAAAGAAUGGAUAAAUUUUAUAAAUGGGAACGAGAGCAAACAAUUGAAGCUAUACAAGACUUAGUUCAACAACAUACUAAUCAACUAAAAAUAAAGUAA
Dentiscutata erythropus is the source of this 521-nucleotide messenger RNA. The record is from the annotation of a GenBank genome assembly. Lineage: Eukaryota; Fungi; Glomeromycota; Glomeromycetes; Diversisporales; Gigasporaceae.